AUGAAAUUGUUGCGGGUUGUCUGUCUUUUUGCCUUGGUGCUUCUUGCAUCCGCCGAAGAUGAAAAGAAACCAGUGGCCGAAGCUAAGGUAGAUGACACCAAAGCCGAAGCGGCGAACCUCGAGGAGAAGAAACAGGACAAACGUGGUCUGCACGACUGGGCUGGCUUCAGCGGUUUCGAGGAAAAGCACGACGUACCGCACUUCGAAACGCACGAGGAAAAGACACUGACCGUGAUCAAGAAGGUUCCGGUUCCGUACCCGGUCGAGAAGCACAUCCCGGUGCCGGUCGAGAAACAUAUCCCCGUGCCCGUGAAGGUUGGAGUGCCAAAGCCCUAUCCAGUGUACAAAACCGUGCACUACCCGGUCAAGGAAAUCGUUAAGGUGCCCGUUCAUGUUCCAGCUCCCUAUCCAGUUGAGAAGAAGGUGCCAUACCCAGUCCAUGUACCGGUAGACAACCCAGUCCCCGUCAAGGUGUACGUGCCAGCUCCAUACCCAGUGGAAAAGAAGGUCCCAGUUCCAGUAAAGGUCCCAGUCCCGGCCCCAUACCCAGUCGAAAAGAAGGUUCUGGUCCCUGUUAAGGUUGCCGUUCAUGUCGACAAACCAUACCCAGUCGAGAAGAUUGUCCACUACCCAGUGCACGUUCCAGUCGAUCGUCCAGUCCCGGUUCAUGUUGACAAACCAGUGCCAGUGCCAGUUGAGAAGCCUGUCCCAUACCCAGUAAUCAAGAAGGUACCAUACCCAGUCCAUGUCCACGUUGAUCGCCCAGUGCCAGUUCCAGUUGAGAAGCCAGUGCCAGUCCCGGUUAAGGUGCACGUACCAGCUCCUUACCCAGUCGAGAAGCACAUCCCGUACCCGGUGUACAAGAACGUCCCAUACCCAGUGAAGGUCCCAGUCGACCGACCAAUCCCCAUCGAAAUCGAAAAGCACGUUCCAGUGGAGAUCGAGAAGCCAGUCCCAGUCCCAGUCAAGGUUUCCAUCCCUGUUCCAGUGCACCACCACCACGAGGAACACCACGACUUCGGCUCGGAAGGACAUCAAGAAUUCCAUGAGCAUCACUAA
Molecule: messenger RNA, 1059 nt
Organism: Sabethes cyaneus
Lineage: Eukaryota; Metazoa; Arthropoda; Insecta; Diptera; Culicidae
Gene: Vajk1
Exons: 2
Coding region: 1-1059 (352 amino acids)
Source: RefSeq, a predicted model, not a curated record